Molecule: messenger RNA, 2850 nt
Organism: Alternaria rosae
Lineage: Eukaryota; Fungi; Ascomycota; Dothideomycetes; Pleosporales; Pleosporaceae
Product: vacuolar segregation subunit 7-domain-containing protein
Exons: 2
Biological process (GO): positive regulation of phosphatidylinositol biosynthetic process; protein localization to vacuolar membrane; vacuole inheritance
Cellular component (GO): fungal-type vacuole membrane; PAS complex
Source: RefSeq, a predicted model, not a curated record
CCUGCCCGCGACGACCCCACGAGCAGCACCACCGCCCCAGACAUGUCGGCACCCAUGCGUCAACACCCGCUGGCUGCCCAGCGCCCGCCCUUCAGCGUCAACGGCUCGCCCUCGCCGCGCUCGUCGCGAGAAGCCUCGCCAGCAGGCCCUCACCAGCGCAGUGCCACGCCGUCCGGUGCCAGCGUGAGGCCGGGCUUCCGCUCACGCAAGAGCAGCGCCGAUGCGAGUCCCAGCCGCGCCUCCAGUCUGUCCAACUCGACUGCUGCCCCGGGCGUGCAGCGUGCCCUGUCCUCCACCAGCAUACCGGAGCUCACCCCAACAUCGUCGACCGACACGGUGCGAGCCUCACGCGCUUCCAAGCCAUCGUCAAAACCGAAUUCGGGCGACACGACUCCCCAUUGGCCCCUCUCACCGCGCCUCAAGUCACCACCGCCGGGCGACGACGGCCGCUCACGUUCGCGCACCAACUCGCUCCGUUCGCAGAUCAAGAAGCCCGAGGCCCAGUCGACGCCUGCUAUUGUUGUCCAGAGCUCGUCCCCAGCCUCAGUCUCUCGCUUCCCAGUCAGAGAAGACGCGCCCGCGAGCGACGUCGACAAGCCACCCUCCCAGCCACAGCCACAGCCUCAGCAAACCAUCAAGGCGCCCUCGCGGAGUUCCGGCGGCGUGGCUCCCAAGCUGGCAACGGUGCAAGAAUCUAGCUUGCCUGCCACACCCGGAUUUGAUGGUCUAGAGCCGCAAAGCUUUGUUCCCCCAGCGACUUCCCACAAAACUGACCAGGACCGAAAUGACGUCAAUUCCUCCAAAGUCACCGAAGACCUCAGCACCAAGCACGACACGUCCAAGCACACUGAGAGUGGGAGCGACAGCGCGACCAAGAGCGCCAAGAAGGGCAAGAUGCAGGAACAGCGCUCCGCCUACACUCAUCGUCCACACACCGUCUCGGCCAAACCCUCCCUCUCCUCCAUGUCGACGCGAUCGCGAGACCCGCCCCUCCGCAACAUGACGGUCGAAACCGAGACCGUGCCCUCUGUCGCGCAGCCAUCGAUUGUAAACCAGGACCGAUCCGCCUCGGGUCGCGUCGACGGCGGCAUACGGCUAAAGCCCAGUAACGAGACAAUUCGUCCCAAGAACCAGAAGAAAGCCCCCAAACGGAAGGCCGCAUCCAUCAAUGCAGGCACUGGUAGGUUCCAACACAUCUCGUAUCACUACUACAUUCCAAGCCUGCCUGAGUACGGCUCUCGCUCCGGCGUAAACCCGUCACUCGGCAGCCCCGUCUUAUACCGCUCAUAUGACCAACGGCCGUCUUCACUGACCAUGUCACCCCCAAGCCCAGCGUUGAGCAUGGCUCCUCCCCGCCCUCCCCAUCUCAGCUAUUUUUAUUCAAGCACUAACACAAGUUACCGUACAGCUUCAUCCAAAGCAGAUGUAUUCGAACAAAAGGUGGCCAGCGCCGUCGACGAGGCCGACUCGUCUGACUCGGAUGCUACCUUUAUCUACGAAUCGAAUCCUCCCGAGCAGCCCACUCGCAGCCGCCAGCAUCACUCGCGAACGCCAAGCAUGACGUCGCUAGCCAGCCUCACAGAUCCACGACUCCAAAUCCUCGAUACCCACAAGCAUCCAAGUAAGAAGAGCAGCAGGACUAAAUUCACGAACCCAUACAGUAACGCGAGUAUCGAUGGCGAUGACCGCGGCGAAGGCACUGUCCGCAUCGGCUCCGGACGAGCGGGCGGAGGCAGCCACCAUCACCACAUUGGAAGACACGGCCAGGGUCGGGGCGCGCUCAGCCACAUCACUAUGGACACCGACAAUACCGUACCACAAUCUUCGCGCGCACGUGGCCCGUCCUCCAGACACACGUCGCAACCGAACAGCCCUCGCUUCCAUACUUUCAAUGUUGGCAAUGGCCACAGCAACGGCAGCAAGAAAAGUGGGGAAUUCUCUGCAGCAUACGAUAUCGACGCCGAAAACAUCGCCGAUGAUGAGCGCACACCUCUAAUCCAGUCUGGGCGGAGCCCACGGGCCCGGACGCCUCGCCAGCGCAACACUGCCACUAUACGCCAGCUAGAGCGCCGCCAUCACCGUGAUGGUGGGUGGUGUCGGCGGUUCGCUGGCUGCCUGGUUCUCUCGAUCCUGCUGCUCGUCGUUGUAUUCUGCGCUGUUGGGCUCGUCUUUGCAACUACGAAGCCGCUUACUAGCCUUGUAGUGCGAGACAUUCAGAAUGUUGUUGCAAGUCAAGAAGAGAUUAUGCUAGAUCUCAUAGUCAACGCGGUCAAUCCCAACAUUAUCGGCGUCACAGUGUCCGACAUGGACAUCUCGCUAUUUGCUAAGAGCAAGCACGUCGGGUCGGACAGUUGGUGGCGUGAGCACGGGAAUGGCCCACAUGACAAUGUAGAAGAUUGGAGACCGAUCGAGGAAGACGCAGUUCCAGAUGUCUCGAUUACCGGUGUAGACGAAGGAACCGAUCCUAUCGAGGGCGAACCACGGACCAUGCUGCUAGGCCGCAUCGCCCACUUCGAUUCGCCAUUAAACUUUGAAGGUUCCUUUUUCCAGCGACACCGCGCCGAAUCUAUUGGCGAGCUCCGACUCUUGCAUCCCGGAAACAAGACCGAAGCUGGUGGCAGUGAUCGUUGGGAAGAGGUCCUCCAGUAUCCUUUCGAAUUAAUCGUGCGAGGCAAUUUCAAGUACACACUGCCUCUCAGCACGCAAGAGUUCAAAGUCCCCGUUACGGCAACCCAUUACUACGACCCGGAUAUUGAACGUAAGAAGAAGCUCGACUUUGCAGAGGAAAUAGAAAAGAGGAGGAAUCCAUUACCUGUAUCAACAAAGCCUUGGGGACGUUACGACCGCAGA